Triplophysa rosa is the source of this 16088-nucleotide messenger RNA. RefSeq names its product KIAA1109 ortholog. Gene Ontology annotation, biological process: synaptic vesicle endocytosis. The transcript has 87 exons. The record is from RefSeq and is a predicted model, not a curated record. NCBI's taxonomy places the organism in Eukaryota, Metazoa, Chordata, Actinopteri, Cypriniformes, Nemacheilidae. Bases 149 to 15193 code for a protein of 5014 amino acids.
AGCGCUGUCCAUGUAUAUACUCCGGAAAAGAAAUCAUUAGUUUGAGAAAUGGGUGCUGUCUCCUGAAAGGGGUACAAGAGAAUAGCUUUAAGGAUCAUGGCGACGUGAAAUGUAAUUACGCACUCUACAAGGCUAGCGGGGUGUAACCAUGGAUAGCAAAACCAACAACAGUUUCCCCAGUAUUGGUGAUUUAGAUGAGUACCUCAACAAACGCAACUCCAACUUUGUGUGGCUUCUCGUGGCCACUAUUAUGUCCUGCGGAUGGAUCAUAUACUUGACAUACUACAAUUCACGCAAUAUCGGACUCAUCCUCACCGUCAUCAUUAACAGACUCAAUAAGAAUGGUUACAUUCACAUUGGUUCAUUUUCAUUCUCCGUGCUCUCCGGCAAGGUCAUGUUCAGAGAUGUCUAUUACAUUAAUGAAGACAUGUCUAUCAGAAUUCAAGAUGGUUUGCUCAUAUUUCGAUGGUGGAAAAUGUAUAACCCCAAGCAGAAACUACAUGACCCGAAGGCCGAGACGCGACUCUAUGUGACUGUUAACGGCUUUGAGUUCCAUGUUUAUAAUCGCACGGACUUGUACACCCGGCUCCAGGAAAUAUUUGGCCUGGAGCCCACCCUUAUCCCACCCCACCGUGAUGAGGAGAAAGGUCAAGAGCAAAGAGAUGCAACCAUGGAGAGUGUUCACAUCAAAGCUGAAACUCAGGACGCAUCAUCGUCAUGGAGGUCUCUCAUCCCUGUCAUCAAAGUCAACAUCAGCACAGGUCGUGUAGCGUUCGGUAAUCACCAUCUUCCUCAGACCCUUUGCAUGAAUUUUGAUGAUGCCUUCCUGACGUAUGCCACCAAACCACCCAGCAGCCACCUGGAUCAGUUCAUGCACAUCGUGAAGGGCUCUCUGGAGAACGUCCGUGUCAUGUUGGUACCAAGCCCUCGAUACCUGGGCCUUCAGAAUGACGAGCCUCCCAGGCUCAUGGGGGAGGGCUUUGUGGUCAUGCAGUCAAAUGAUGUGGACAUUUACUACUACCAGGAUGAACCAGGUUUGGUCCCAGAGGAGCUUGAGAAUGGAGAGACAGAGGCCUGUUCUGAAGACACCAAGCUUCAGGACUUGCCUCCCUGCUGGGGUUUGGACAUUGUGUGUGGCAAAGGAACAGAUUUUAACUACGGUCCAUGGGCUGACAGACAGAGAGACAGCCUAUGGAAGUUUUUUCUACCUGCAGACUAUCAGCCAAUGAAAGUGAGCGACGUUCCCACACCAGGCAAACCACGACAGAUCCUUGCCUUUGAGCUGCGUAUGAACAUAAUAGCUGAUGCUACCAUAGACCUGCUAUUCACCAAGAACAGGGAAACAAAUGCAGUCCAUGUAAAUGUAGGAGCAGGUUCUUACCUGGAGGUCAACAUACCCAUGGCUGUUGGCGAAAAUGGUUAUUCUCCUACAGUUAAAGGUCAGUUAUUACAUGUGGAUACGACCAGCAGUAUGCAGUACAGGACACUUCUGGAGGCAGAGAUGCUGGCUUUCCAUGUAAUCGCUAGUUAUCCACGUGUCUGGAACAUGCCCCAGUCCUGGCAGUGUGAAAUCGAGGUGUACAAAGCCACGUAUCACUUCAUCUAUGCACAGAAGAACUUCUUCACAGAUCUAAUCCAGGACUGGGCGAGUGAUAGUGAACCAGACAUCUACUCAUUCGUUCCAUAUUCAUGGAAGUUUAAGAUCCUCUUUCACCAGUUUGAGAUGAUCUGGGCUGGCAAUCAGCACAACUGGAUCGACUGUUCCACCAAACAGCAGGAGAACGUAUAUCUCGGUGCCUGUGGGGAAACGCUGAAUAUUGACUUCACUUUGCCAUUUCACGAUUUUGUCCCGACCACCUGUAACACACGAUUCUGUCUUAAAGCUGAAGACACAGACAUGCGCUUGUGUCUACCCGACUGUCACCCUAGCCGGUACCCACUGCUCACCCUCACGAAAGAUUACCAGCACUGCAAGAGCCCACCAGACGGCAACGUGCCACCAGAAGCACAAGGAGCUCCUUCCAAAAACAGCAAACCUCGCUGGAGGAACAUGACUCAAUCUGAGGCUGGCUGGGUGGACUGCUGGAGUGUGCCAAACUUCAUGUUGAUUAUAGACUACACCUGGCAUCCCAUCUACCCUCAGAAAUCUGACCAGCAGCUCAAACAGUCAUUGUCAGAAAUCGAGGAAUCCAUGUUAUCAGCACUGCGACUUCCAGAACUUGUUCCACCUACACCCCUUCCUCCUCCUCCUCCUCCUAGAGUUUCCUCAGACCCCAGCCUGCUGCCCCCAGACCGAUUACAUGUGGAGAUGGAGCUGAGCCCAGACUCUCACAUCACACUCUAUGGUCCUCUCCUCAGAGCGCUGAUGUCCAUCAAGGAAAAUUAUUUUGGGGAGGACGACAUGUACACAGACUUUGAGGAGUCUCUGUCCACCCCUGUGCUGAGCUCCUGUUCCUCAGCGUCUGGCUGGACCGGGGUGGGCUUAGAAGAUAAGGACCGUAAAGACACACCCCACCCUCUCUCCCUACGCCCCUGGGACAUCACCGUACUCAUCAACUUGCACAAGGUUCACGGACGACUUCCGACGCACCACAGUAGUGAUGGCCCAGAGGGUCCCACCGGCUUCCUGGAGCGUCUGUGUUUUGAGAUGAAAAAAGGCUAUAAAGAGACCAUGUUACAGCUCGUUCUCUCGCCUAUGCAUGUGUUUGUCAGUGACAACUAUCAGCGGCCUACGGUCGACGCUGUGUUGCGAGACGGGCAUCUGAGCCUCUCGGGGUUGCAGAUGAGAGCCCACGCCAUGUUCUCGGCAGAGGGUCUACCGGGGGGCAGUGACACGCUUGAAUAUGCUUGGCUCAUUGAUGUCCAGGCCGGAGCUCUUACGGGAAGAGUUACUGUGCCACAGUGUGCCUCCCUUCUGGAAUGGGGCGAGAGCUUUGUUUUCCAUGUGCUGUCGCGAGAUUUCCAGCUAGAUCAGCCAAAACCUACUGUCACCUGCCAACACGGAGUUGAUCGUAGAGUCUGUGAUGCCAAGUUUGCAGGCCUGCCUGGACCCUGUCGGACGUCAGAGGAUCUAAAGUACACCAUGACUCGAUUGACGGCGGAUGGAGCCCAGGUUUUCAUCGUUGAACAUGGAUGUGCUGCCAACAUUAUGACUGGAGCGUUGCGGUUGGCCACGUGUAACCUGCACACAGCUGCGGUCGGUGAAGGUAUCAGUGCCGUUCUGCAGGAUGUUGUGAUCGCUCAGUUCAUUGAGCAACAGGAAGUAGUCAGGCUCGGCCUGCCUCCUCCCCUCCUUCGGCGCUCUCAUUGGCUGGAAGCCGGUUCUGUGACCUUUAACCUCAUCACUGCUGAUGUCGCAUUGGCUGCUGACCAUCCAGCCAAAUAUGAGGUCCAGAGGCAAUUCCUGGAGCUUCAUGAUAUGAAAACUAAGAGACUUUGGUUCCUUUGGCCAGAAGAGAAAUACAAGAGAAGCCGUAACCGUUGUGGGUGUCUUGGCGGUUGUCGCUUUUUCGGUGGCUCAGUUGGGGGCCUGGACUUCUUCCGCCUGGAGGAAAUCACGCCCUCAUCAAGCUCCGCCUUUUCCGGCAUUAGCGCUGAGAGUGACAUGUCCUAUGGCCAGUCAUUAUUGCAUCCAGGAGAAUGGAUUGUCACUAAGGAAACUCCUAAAAUCUCUGACGGUAAGGGUGUUGGAAUUCGGAGAGACACAUGUUCUCCUGCUCCAGUGCUGGACAUGGAGAAACGUGGCCAGCACCUCAGUCUGCGCGUACCUCAGCGGUCUCAUAGCUCUGCCUCCUCGUCAGAGGAAAACUCAACCUCCAGUGCUGCCCUGCCUCUAUUGGCUGGAGAGCGAGAGUCUCCCUCCCCUUCUCCAGAAUUAGUGAACGUAACCACAGACGGUCCUGUCCCUGAUGGUCCAACUUUACGUUCUCCGCUCCGUUCUCCUCUCAAACGCAAGGCCUCCAUCCAAUCGGCUCGCCUUGGCAGCACCAAGAGCCUAUCAGCUGCCGUCUUCGUAGAGAAAGCCGCGCCUCCUGCUGGUGUGCAGUUUAGCAGCGAGGUUUCCCGCAGCGAUGAAAACGUUCUGGACUCGCCCAGGCAGAGAAGAAGCUACGGAUCUUUCCCCUUCACUCCGUCAGCUGACUCUAGCACGUUCCAUCAGUAUCGUUCAGUUGAUUCCUCCAUGUCCGUAGCCGACAGCGAAGCUUACUUUAGCGCCAAUGAGGAGUUCGAACCAAUCAGCAGCGAUGAAGGGCCAGGCACUUAUCCGGGGAGGAAACGCAGGCGGAGACAACAGGGUCAACCCCACACGGAACGUAGCCGGACUUCUAUAUACCAUAGCGUGGAGGGACCUCUGUCAAUCGCUGAGACCCGCCCACCUCAAUUGCCUAGCCACACCUCCCAAGCCUCAUUUGUCUCAGCGCUCGGAUUAGAGGAGGAGGGUUCUAUUGAAACAGAGAAGGUGGAGCCUGGACUUCUGACAACACAGCCACAUUUAAUGGCUUGUUACCAAAAUUAUCUCGCGCAUUAUCACGUGUCGAACUGGGGUGUUAAGCAGCCAACCAAUAAGAGAACAUCUAAGUCAUCAUUGCAUCGUCCACUUGACCUUGACACACCCACGAGUGAGGAAAGCUCUGUCACGUUUGACCAGUUGUCCGUCCCUUCUUUUAAGAUGGUGAAGGCGGGUUUGUCUGCCAGCUCUCUACUGGACAGAGGAGUACAGCUCAGGGCAGAUAUAAACAGCACACCUUACAAACCCCUGGACAAGCGGGCGAUGGAAACCACGGAUGAAGACACAGUGAUGGAAGACUGGACCGUCGAUCAGCCUCUUGCCCAGACGAGAACCACAGCCAUCGUAGAAGUCAAAGGGGCAGUCGAUGUGGUCCUGACUCCUUUAGUAGCUGAAGCUUUAGACAGGUACAUAGAGUCCAUGGUUCAUUUUGCCAGUGUUCGCCACCCAGCAUCAAUCCUGGACGACCUGCAUGGGAAAGUGCUGAAUGAAGUGUAUCAGAUCAGCAAAUCCACUGUCUCUGAGCCUAGUGCAGCAAAAUCAGAGCGCAAAAUAUCCAAGACUGAAGCCACCCCCGGCUCACUGGGCAUGCCUCAUGGACAAACUGACCUGUCAGUCAAACCUGACAACGUGAAGAUAAAGGGUUUGCAGGCUAAUGUCACCAUCCCGAAGGUGAAUCUGUGUGUGCUUCAAGCAUCAGUAGAAGAAGGUUCACCCUCAAAUAAGAGUGUCACACAUGUCUCUCUCGUGGCCUUGUGCUUUGACCGGAUUGCAACUCAGCUGCGCAUGAAUAGAGGUAUAGUGGAGGACACAGAGAAACCAUCUGCUAUGAUGGAGAAGUUCUCAUCUGCCUCUAAAAUGGCUCCCCAGUCCAGCGGUUCUCUCCGUUCUAAUGCUGGCAUAGAGAAAGGCAAAGAGAUUGCAGCCAGACUCAACAUUCACCGCAUACACAGUCAACUACGCGGCCUUGACUUUUCAGAUCUUGGUGCUUGUGCCAUCACUGCCAUUCCAUUUGAAAAGUCCAAGGUUCUCUUCAGUUUAGAGGAAACUGAUGACUUUGUUUUGGUGGACGAAACCGAGCCUUCCAUCUCCACUGAGCGUGUGCCAGAACACACCCCAGACUUUUCUCGCUCUGUGGCCAGUGCUGAGAAAUGGGGAUGGAUUAUGUUUGAAUGUGGGAUUGAGAACCUCACUGUCAAAGGUGGGCGGCAGUCAGGGGCAGUGCUCUACAGUGCGUUUGGGGUGAUGGGUGGGGUUGACAGUGGCGUUAAGGAUGGAGUCUCUAAAUCGAAUGGUUCUAGUGGUUCUCAGACAGGAAGUGGCUAUAGCACUGACGUCUCUGACGACAAUCUGCCCAAUGAUGCCCAAAGCCCCGCCUCCGAACCCAACAACUCUGACUCUGAUGAACAGGAUGAGGGGGUGGAGUCUGAUGACCUCAAAAAGGACCUGCCUCUGUUGCCUCCGCCUCCUGACUCCAGCAGUAUGAAACUGACUAUAAAGGAAAUCUGGUUCAGUUUUGCUGCCCCAACCAACAUUCGCUCUCACGCUCCGGCUAUGUCUAGGCAGCUGAAUCUCCUGAGCACUGCCACCCCUGCCGUUGGUGCAUGGCUGGUACCCAUUGACCAGCUGAAAUCCUCCCUGGAGAAACUGGACAUGGAGUCCACGCUGCGUGUUUGUGCAGUCAUGGGCUGCAUAAUGACCGAGGCCCUCGAGAAAAAGAGCAUUCAUAUUCCGUUUCGGAGCAAGUACAACCGUGUUACAAAGCGAGCCAGAUAUCUUCACGAGAACCCGUCCUGUCUGCUGUGUAAUAUUCUGCACCGCUAUCUGCAGCAGGCCGAUUAUAGCGUCAUCGAAGAAGCCACCAUGAAUGAUGGACUUCCUGCUCUGGUGACCCUGAGAAAAGGUUUGGUGGCACUUGCUCGUCAGUGGAUGAAAUUCAUCGUGGUCACUCAGGGAUUUAAGGCGGUCGGUCUGCCACGACCCAAUCAGAUUCCUAAGCCCAAAGAGCCAGAGCCCAUUGAGCCCAUUGAGCCCGAGCCGACACAGGAGCCCGACUGUGGCGCUGCCCUGCAGAGCGACACCAGCGCUGAUGGAGCAGAGUUUGAAUUUGAUGCGGGUACAGUAAGUGAACACACCAUGCUGUUAGAAGGAGUAUGUAGCCGUCCCGCUCCUGCAGGAAACUGUGCACCUGUGACUGGUGCUGAGAUCAUGAGAAAACUGUCUAAAUCGCACACACACAGCGAGUCGGCUCUUCGGAUUAAGGGUUCCCACCCUUACCAGUCCCUGAGCUACACAAGUGGAGAUACAGCAGCCGAUUCGCCCGCACAUGUCUGCCGGACAGGGCUGCAGUCCAAUCACAGUCCUCGCAAGGAAUCGUUGCUUAGCUACUUAACAGGGAGCAUUCACAGUCUGCACAAUUUGCUAGACGCCACACCACUUCGAGUGAGCGAACAAACGGCAGCGAAGAGCAGCUCCCUCACACGCACAGGAAACAGUGUUGGUACAGACAUGCUGACGGAGCACCCUUUACUCUCUGAGCCCUUUUCAGUCAGCUUCUACAACUGGAUGUCCAACGCUGUCGGCAACCGCACUGUCAACAACGUUCAAGACUCUCCCCUCAAUCGCUCCCAACACAACAGCCUGCAGACUGGAGGAGUGCUUCCCACAAUUCCUUCCGCAUCUGAUUUUAACACCGUACUGUCGAGUGAUCAGAACACGCUGGACACGCACUCUCAACACACACACUCCCAGCACAGCUCAAGCCAGGAUGACCUGCUUGAGCCGGAUGAGAUGAACCUCUGCCCUGCAGCCGUGCAGCUGGCCGACGCGCAGGUGGUGUUUAAGCCAUUGUUGAGUUACAUCGGUAUUCAGCCCCAGGAUGCCCCUCCUCUCAGUUAUAAGAUGUAUUUUGGAGAGCAUCUGUCUUUCAGCGGCACUCUUGAGUGUUUGAGAGCCGACAUCGUCGACUCUGACACCAGCAAAGAGAGAAGGAACAAACUCAGGCAAAGCAUAUUGAAUCUUCCCCCGCUUGAUUUCAAACCCGCUUUGAUGAUCGAGACGUUCAGCCUGAAUGCCGUCAUCCUGGAAAAGUGCAUGUCCACCCCUCCCUCCGCCAGCGCGCUGUCUUUCCACGAGCUGAGCCGUCGACCGCAGGCCAGCGUUCACUGCCAUUUCACCCUCGCCUGUCAGGCCAUCCGUCAACACGUGGAUAUGGCCCUGGUCCGCCUCAUCCAUCAAUUCAGCACCAUGAUCGAUGACAUCAAAGCCACACAGACCGACAUCAAACUCAACCGCUACACGGCCGGCUCCUCGUCCCCCACGCCCACCAAGGCGAGGCCGUACCGCGAAUUCCGCUCGUCCGAUUUUAGCCGCAGCUCUCGUGGGAGUCUGAAUGGAGCCUCUCGGUUGGGUACCCAGAAGAGCAAGCGGACCGGUGUGGGCCCGGGGCUCGACACGCUGGCCAGGAAUCGAGAGCCUCGUGGGCGGGGCACGCUGGGACGGUCGGAGCGGAGGACGUCGAAAGUGUCACGCAAAGGUUCACGGGACGUGGCGGAUCACAUGACCAUUCAGAUGGACGACUCGGACUCCAUCACGGUGUCAGAACAGAGCGAGCCGUCGGCCGAGUGCUGGCAGAAUAUGUACAAGCUGUUGAAUUUCUACUCGCUCAUAUCGGAUCCCACAGGCAUCCUGGAAAAGAAUCAGGAAAAUGCGCUCUCAGAAGGUGGGCGGAGCCCUGCAGAUCCUCCAUGUCGGUUGGUGUUUGAAUCUGAAGGUGAGACGCCGCCCAGUCGCAUGGGACGUAGGCGGAGCUUGGUAAGCUCUGAGCCGCAGCACGUCACACUGAUCGUGUUCGGUGUUGGCAUGGUCAACCGCACGCACUUGGAAGCUGACAUUGGAGGACUGACCAUGGAGGCGGAGCUUAAGAAAAUACAUGGCAGUUUUACUCUAAAAGAGAAAAUGAAAGAUAUACUCCAUCAGAAGAUGACGGAAACGUGCGCCUCGGCUCACAUCGGCUGUGUGAACAUUGUGCUUCUGGAAGGAGUCACACCAGACAUACAACUUGAGGAUUUUCCAACCUCACCUACCAGCACAACCAAGCAGGAGUUCCUGACGGUGGUGAAGUGUAACAUCGCGAAGUCCCAGGCUUUAUAUAGCGCUCAGCGUGGGCUGAAGACCAACAACGCUGCUGUAUUUAAAGUGGGCGCCAUCUUCAUCAACAUCCCACAACACCCCGCAACCCUGCACAGCAUGAUGGUCCGAAGCUCCCACCAGCUCUCAAAACAAAUAUCAGACCUUAUUCGGCAGCCGUCCAACAUCCCACCUCCCAACCGAGUGGACACGCCCACUCCUCAGCCCCCGGAAGUGAGUGUCAAUCAAACUCCGGUGGAGGCCACUGAGUUUCCUCAGCUCCCUGAAGGGCUGGAAAAGAAACCAAUCGUGUUGAAGUUCAGCGCUAUGCUGGAUGGGAUCACUAUUGGCGCAGCUCUGUUGCCCUCUCUUAAAGCUGAAUACAAGAUGGGCCGAAUGAAGAGUCAUGGCAUGACAGGUGCUCAAACACGUUUCACUUUUGAGCUGCCCAAUCAUAAGCUCUGUUUCCAGUCAAAAGUUUCUCCCGUGGAUGUGUCAGCCAUGCCCCCCACAGCCAGCCUGACGCUACCUCCCAUCACAAUGUCAGGACAAUACAUCAUACAGGAGCACGAAGGCCACAGCGACACAGCCUGGGCUCCUGGAUACAACAGCUACCUGCAGGGAAACUACCUGCGAUGUGUAGCCGAGAUUGGCUCUUUCGAACACAACUUGACCACAGAUUUGCUCAACCACCUGGUCUUCCUGCAGAAGGUCUUCAUGAAGGAGGUCAAUGAGGUCAUCCAAAAAGUGUCAGGAGUUGAACAGCCGAUCCCUCUUUGGAAUGAACACGAUGUGUCAGCAGAUGGAGACAAACCUAAAAUCCUCCUGUAUUCUAUUAACCUGACAUUUAAGGGGAUUCAAAUGACAGCCACCACACCCUCCAUGAGGGCGGUGCGCUUUGAGACGGGUUGCAUUGAGCUCGAACUGUCCAAUCGGGUUCAAUGUAAGACCACUCCCACAGGAAGUAAUUACUUGAAGCUGUUUGGCAAGUGUCAGGUGGAUCUCAACCUUGCUUUGGGCCAAAUCGUCAAACAUCAGGUGUAUGAGGAGGCCGGGUCAGAUUUCCACCAGGUGGCGUACUUCCGCACACGAAUCGGCUUGCGUAACGCUCUACAGGAAGAGAUCAGCGGCUGCACUGACAAAGAGGCGGUCCUGAUUACUCUCAACCGUCCAAUUGUUUUUGCCCAGCCAGUGGCUUUUGACCGAGCUGUGCUGUUCUGGUUGAAUUAUAAGGCUGCCUAUGAUAACUGGAAGGAACAACGCUUGGCUCUUAACUCAGACAUUCAUAUGGCCACCAAAGAGGUGGUGGAUAAACUUCCAGCCAUACAGCAGACCAGCGUCCAGGCCUUCAGUACUCUCUUCCUCCAGCUCACUGUCAAUGACCUGGGCAUCUGUCUGCCAAUUACCAGCGCCACACCGGUCAAUCACAGUAUAGAUGUGGACAAUGGUUCGGCACUGGUGCUGACCAUUGAGAGCACAUUGAUAACAGCCUGCUCCUCUGAGUCUCUGGUUAGCAAAGGCCACUUUAAGAACUUCUGCAUUCGAUUUGCUGAAGGCUUUGAGACAACUUGGGAUGACUGGAAACCAGAGAUUAGAGGCGACCUUGUUAUGAAUGCCUGUGUCGUGCCUGAUGGGACUUAUGAAGUUUGCUCUAGAACAACAGGCCAGGCCUCAUCAGAUAGCAGUAGCGCAGGGACAUGGACCCUGAACGUUCUGUGGAAGAUGUGUGGUAUUGAUGUGCACAUGGACCCCAACAUCGGCAAGCGUCUGAACGCUUUGGGUAACACGCUCACUUCUCUGACGGGUGAGGAGGACACUGAUGACAUCACAGACCUUAACUCUGUCAACAUGGUUGACCUGUCAGACGAGGAUGAGAGUGACGGCAUGUCUCCCCCCAUUCACAUGUGUGCUGAAGGUGAACUCAGUCCCAGACUGUCAUUCAGGAAGCGGCUGAUGAAAAGCAUUCUGGGCUUUAGCCUCAGCUCCCCACCCCCCUCACCUUCUGAGUCUCGUAGUAUUUCUCCAUCAUCCGCAAUCACUCGGCUAAAGUCGAGAAGUGUUCGCCUGUCAUCCACUGCCAGUGCAGAACGAACUAGACAUCCCAGGCCCUUAUCCUGGGGCUGUGAGUCUGUGGACCUGCGCAGACAGGCAGUCAUGAGCAACCAGAUAAUCGAUGCUCGUGGACGAAAAUUUUCCAAGCGCCUGGUGGACAUAAGAGAGCUCAAUGAACAGGCAAAAGUCAUAGAUGAUCUCAAGAAACUGGGAGCAAGUGAAGGCACUAUAAACCAGGAAAUCCAGCGUUAUCAGCAGUUGGAAUCUGUUGCCGUCAAUGAUAUCCGAAGGGACGUGCGCAAAAAACUACGGCGCUCAAGCAUGCGGGCGGCGUCGCUGAAGGAUAAGUGGGGUUUAGGGUAUAAGCCCAGCUACAGUAACAGCAGGUCCAAAAGCAUCUCAACAACAGGCAGACCAGCAAUGAAGAGAACCGACAGACCCAGGGAUGACCUGCCAGACAUCAAAGUAGAUGUAGCAUCUCCAGCACCACGGGUCACCUUCAACAUCGACACGACGGGUAGUGUGGCUUUGGACACCCCAAGUCCAGCUGACUCUGUAUUUAAGUUCCCGGAGGAGACAGAGAUGGACCUGUUGUCUGUCACCACUGAUGAUCCUGCCCAUUACCCAUCAUGCUCAGUGUUCAGUGCUCCUGGCACACCCGCAGUCUUCUCACCAAGCGUUCCCUUCCAGCCUGACGACAGUCGCCGUGAAGACCUGUCCUCAACUUCCUCAGAAGAUUCGGAUAAGGACGAUGAGUUUGACAGACACAGACCGCAAAGCUACUUCCGCAGACCAGGGGGCUCUCAGAGGAAAGCAACAGGAUUGACCGCGUUGUUCAGUGAGCGUUGGCCGGCCACGUCCCCUCAGCGUGGAGGAUUAGCUCCGCCCAGUGAACGGAACAUUGACUUUGAGUUGGACGUCCGUGUUGAGAUCGACAGCGGCAAGUGUGUGCUGCACCCCAGCACCCAGCCGACUGAACAUGAAGAUCUUGCGCUGAGGAGGAGUUGUGAACGGAGCUCCAGGAGUCUGGACCAGGACUCUCCUCCUAAGAAACGGAAGCUGCAGCCAGGUUUUGCCUCCAGCUCUCAUUUGCUAAAUGCAAAGAGAUUUCCCACAUCGCUGCAGAGCAAGACCAGUGACAUCGAGACCACUGUCUUUUACAUUCCUGGAGUGGAUGUUAAGCUUCACUACAACUCUAAGAUGCUGAAAACAGAAUCUCCCAACGCGUCACGCGGCUCCUCACUUCCCAGAACCCUGUCGAAAGAAUCCAAGCUGUAUGGUAUGAGUGAUGCACCAGCACCGCCAGCCACAGGCCCUGGCAAGACUAACCCACUCCUCUGCCCCCAUCCCCCUCCUCUCCCCUCAGCUAAAGGUAAGGCAGGUGUAGGGGUGAAGACGGCUAAACUGUAUGCGUGGGUAGCCCUGCAAACACUGCCAGAGGAAAUGGUCAUCAGUCCAUGUCUGCUGGACUUCCUUGAGAAAGCCCUCGAGACCAUUCCCAUCACGCCGGUGGACAGAAACUACACCACUCUGAAUGUUCCUGAGGAGGAUGUAGGUCACUUUGAUUCUGUGGAACCUCUGGAGGAGUCUCAGGUGUCUCUUGUGUCCUCUGCUACAUCUCCAUACUCCUCUUUCCCUGUGGAUGUGGUGGUAUAUGUCAGGGUGCAGCCAUCCCAGAUUCGAUUCAGCUGUCUGCCUAUGUCUCGAGUCGAGUGCAUGCUGAAACUUCCCUCUCUAGAACUGGUCUUCUCGUCCAAUAGGGGUGAGCUUGAGCCCACUAGCUCCGCCCAUCCGGCUGACGGCCAGCACACACCCUCCUCUACACCUCCAUCAGUACACAAUGCCAACAGAGUGCCUGGAAGCAAAGGCCCAUCCACAGGGUUAGGCAGUCCCCUAGGGCGGAGUCGACACCACAGCAGCCAAUCAGAUCUAACAGGCCCGCCCAUUAACUCAUCGGGUCUGAGUUUCACUGCCUGUAUGUCAGAUUUCUCUCUUUAUGUGUUCCACCCGUACGGAGCUGGCAAACAAAAAUCUGCAGUCACUGGUCUCCCACCUGGACCAGGACCACUGGGAUCGGUUGAGGACGAGGCCUCCUCAGUCACAGGCAGGAAAGACUCUCUCUCCAUUAACUUAGAGUUUGUCAAAGUCAGUCUGUCCAGAAUGAGAAGGGCAGGAUGUCCAGCAUUUAUCGAUACCUUACUUGCCGGUAAGGGUGGGAAGAUGGACACAACUCUUAUCAAUAUCUCAGCUGUGUGUGAUAUCGGUUCCGCUUCCUUUAAGUACGACAUGAGACGUCUCAGUGAGAUUCUUGCGUUCCCACGAGCUUGGUACCGUCGGAGCAUUGCCAGGAGAUUGUUUCUAGGAGACCAGACCAUUAACCUACCAGCAUCAGGUCCUGCCACACCAGACUCCGUGGAGAGCAUUGCCCAGCACCUUUCUCCUGAGUCUAGCCGUAAAGCGUACUGGAGAACAUGGGACGGCCAGACCACUCAGCAUCCCUCCUCCUCAGUCUUCAGUGAUGCCACAGCAAGCCACGCCCACCUUAAAUCUCCAGCCACAGGACGUUCCCGCAGCGUGUCAGACUCCUCAGCGCCGCGUAGAGAUUCGGUCAUCAAGACCUCGACCCCAUCAUUCCGGAAUGGAAAAGCAGCGGCACAGCUGGGGUCACCGUGGGAGACGCUGGUUGUAUUUGCCAUCAACCUUAAACAGCUUAACGUCCAGAUGAACAUGAGCAACGUGAUGGGCAACAAUACUUGGACAACGAGUGGAUUGAAGAGUCAGGGCCGUCUGUCAGUUGGCAGUAACCGAGAUCGGGAGAUCAGCAUGUCUAUUGGACUCGGUCGAUCCAAACUGGAUUCCAAAGGAGGUGUGGUGGGUGGCAACAUUGAUGUCAACACUCUGGAGAUGGUCUCCCAUAUUUCAGAGCAUCCAAAUCAGCAGCCCAGCCACAAGAUCCAGAUCACCAUGGGCUCCACAGAGGCUCGGCUGGACUAUAUGGGCUCCAGCAUAUUGAUGGGCAUCUUUAGCAAUGCUGACCUCCAGCUUCAAGAUGAGUGGAAGGUGAACCUCUGCACCACUGAGGCCAAUCUAUCUGAGAAAAGUGAGAUCUUUGUGCACGGAGACCUGCAGUGGGACAUAUUCCAGGUGAUCAUCUCCCGAUCCACCACUCCUGAUCUGAUAAAGAUCGGCAUGAAGCUGCAGGAGUUCUUCACGCAGCAGUUUGACACCAGCAAGCGGGCACUGUCCACCUGGGGUCCGGUGCCCUAUGUGCCUCCCAAGACCCCCGUCAUCAACACAGACAAAGGAGCCGAACUCUAUAUGGAUGCAGCUCAUCACAGGCAUUGGCCCAAUGUGUUGAAGAUGGUGGCGGGAUGUCACAUCUCCCUCUUCCAGAUGCCUCUCCCGGAGGAUGCUGUGCAACUGGGCGGCUCUAUGAGUCUCCAUGGCAACCACAUGACACUGGCUUGUUUCCAUGGCCCCAACUUCCGUUCCAAAUCCUGGGUGCUGUUCCACCUCGAAGAGCCCAACAUCGCCUUCUGGACUGAAGCACAGAAGAUCUGGGAGGAUGGUUUUGGUUGUGUAGGUUCCAGUGAUGAAUCAACGUACAUUGUUCAGACCCUUGACUUUCACCUGGGUCAUAACACCAUGGUAACCAAGCCUUGCGGUGCGCUGGAGAGUCCCAUGGCGACCAUCACUAAGGUUACCCGCCGGCGACACGAAAACCCACCGCACGGGGUGGCCACAGUCAAAGAAUGGUUCAACUACGUCACUGCCAUGAGAACAGAAGAGCUGAACCUGCUACGGAACGUGGAUGGGAAUAAUUCAGAAAGCGGAGCAGCGGCGAAGAGCUCCAGUCUUCUGAGUGGCUUCAGAGGCUCCUCCAGCUACAACCACGAAACCGAGACCAUCUUUGCCCUUCCCAAAAUGCAACUCCAGUUCAAAUCCAUCCAUGUACAGGAUCCAGAGGAACCUUCUCUCAGUGAUGCCGGCAGUAAACCCAAAGUGGAGUGCAGCGUGGUGACCGAGUUCACUGAUCACAUCUGUGUUACCAUGGAUGCAGAGCUCAUCAUGUUUCUGCAUGACCUGGUGUCAGCAUACCUGAAAGAGAAAGAGAGCGCUCUGUUCGCCCCGCGCCUCUUUGCAUCUCGACCCGGUCAGAAGAGCCCGACAGCACAGCAGUACGAGACCUCAUCAGAGAAGAAAGAGAAGGAAGAGGGUGUAAACUACACCACAGUGGACUGGAGAGAGUUUCUGUGUAAUACAUGGCAUCUGGAGCCCACACUACGGCUGAUCUCAUGGACGGGCCGUAAGAUUGAUCCCGUAGGAGUGGACUAUAUCCUGCAAAAACUGGGAUUUCAUCACGCCAGGACCACCAUUCCCAAGUGGCUGCAAAGAGGAGUGAUGGACCCUCUGGAUAAAGUUCUGUCUGUUCUCAUCAAGAAACUUGGCACAGCGCUGCAGGACGAGAAAGAGAAGAGAGGUCAAAGAGACAAAGACGAGCAUUAACUCACACUUCAGUGUAUUAACACAUUUCCGCUUUCUGGAGCCAUCUUUGUGAAUUUCUUUUUUAUACUCUGUCAAAAGCACUGGAUUUAUUGCGACUACUGUACAACAAACACACAUCACAGUCACUGCUAUACUGUGUGAACAUUGUUUGCUCAUAUGGCCAUAGCUCUUGAAUUGACUGAAAGUGUUUUAUCGGGAGUGUUUUGAUUUCCAGACAGGGUUGAAUGAUUGCUGCUGAAUGCCGUUUUGGGGCUUUUUAACACACAUUAAAUGCACUUACACUAACAUAAUACCAGUGAUCUUAAGCUACAGUAUGCAGGUUUUGCUCUUGGCAUCAGUUUACAGGAUUUGAAAGUAGCGAGUAUCAAAGCACCCUGUGUUUUUUUUCCCUGAGGUGAAUUACUGCUGAAUGUUGCCAAUCAGAGUUUUUACAUAGUUUUAUUUAAUAUUUUAAGAUCAAAUGAUACAGGUACUCCUCUGGAGGUCAAGUGUUGAACGUUGUAAAGUUAACUAGAAGUGUACAUUUUCUUAAACUUUUACUUUGAGAGUGACCAAAUUUUCUGAACACAUUUUGGGAGAUGAUUAUAAAGGUAUGGCACAUAUAAUCUAUACCUGUGGAUGAAAUCACAACCCCAGAAUGUGCAGUGUAAUGUGAACUAGCCUAUACAGCAAGACUCUUUAACUUAAAUAGACAAAAGAUGUGUAAAUAUCUUCAAUGCGUAAGCUGUUACCCAUGUUAGGCCUGUGGUGAUAGUGUCAUUUUCUUAUCUUUUUUUUGCUGUAUAUACAAUAGACCAUUGUAUACAGAGGUAAAUAUGUUCAAUGUGCUGAUUUCUUAACUGAAUAAAAUCAUUACUACUAAAAGAAAUGAUUACAGGUGACUUUGAACUUUUAC